AAUACAGCAGCGAACACCGAGCUCGCGAAGUACAAACAUAUGAGAAAUAAACAGUAGCCGGUUAUAUCCGAGGAUAUCUGAGAGCCAUCUGUCGUGUGAACACUGAGCCCCACACAGGGCUCAUACAAAGGAGUGUAAACACACACGGCAGCUGCGGUCAGCACAGACAGUACGGAGGGAGCUGUCGGAGACUCCGAGGUCUGUCUGUUUGACUUCUCCUCCCCUCUCCGGCUCAUGUGGACUGAUUCAGAGCUGGGCCAUCACGAUGCCAAUGAAGUUUCUGGUCACUCAUUGGCUGACCAACUUAAUACCAGCAGCAUCAUGUCAGUGAACCCUCCAAGCAGCAAUGAUGCCUGUCUCAGCAUCGUCCACAGCCUCAUGUGCCACCGGCAGGGUGGAGAGAACGAGGGCUUCGCCAAACGUGCCAUCGAAAGCUUGGUGAAGAAACUGAAGGAGAAGAAGGAUGAGCUGGACUCACUCAUCACUGCCAUUACCACCAAUGGUGUCCAUCCCAGCAAGUGCGUCACCAUCCAGAGGACACUGGAUGGACGGCUGCAGGUGGCUGGGAGGAAAGGUUUCCCUCAUGUGAUUUAUGCAAGGCUGUGGCGCUGGCCUGACCUCCACAAGAAUGAACUCAAGCAUGUCAAGUUCUGCCAGUAUGCCUUUGACCUGAAGUAUGACAAUGUGUGUGUCAACCCCUACCAUUAUGAGAGGGUAGUGUCUCCAGGCAUCGUUGGUCUCAGCCUUCAAAACACAGCUGCACCAAUCGGCCUCAUCAAAGAGGAAUACAUCCAUGACUGUAUACAGAUAGACCUUCCACCUGGCAUGCCUCUGUCUGACCAUCAAACAGCCCUGAAGCUGCCUCCUCCAGACCACUAUGGUCAACCCCUGCCUCCCCAACAGCUUUCGUCUGAGCCCCUUGGACCCCCACCUGUCAGCAGAUACACUAACCUGCCUGUUUCACCUAAAGUGACCUGCUCUGGUUCCAUGCUGCCACUACAGGUCGGUCACAGUGAUGGCCGUCUCCAAACUGCAUCCCCACAGGCUCAAGUCAUGACCCCAACACCACGACCUCCGACUCCUACCCAACCCCUACCUCAGCAGCAGGCUGCCCAGCAACCCUCACAGCCCCCCCAUUCCCAACAACCCUCCCUACCUACUUCUCACUCACAUGGAAAGAACGGAUACAGCAGCAAUAAACACUCUCAGAGCCAGGCUGUCUUCCACACCGUUUGGACAGGCAGCAGCACAGCCUCCUACACUCCCAUAGGACCUCCGCAGAAUGGGCGUAAUCUCCAACAACCUCCCCUCCAUCACCCAAACCAUCACUGGUCUCAGCAUCACGCCUCAAACUCUUUCCCUCCUGUGGCCAAUCAUCCAGCAGGACCAGAGUUUUGGUGCUCUAUCUCCUACUUUGAAAUGGACGUUCAGGUGGGAGAGAUGUUUAAGGUGCCCUCCAGCUGCCCUGUUGUGACUGUGGAUGGUUAUGUUGACCCGUCGGGAGGCGAUCGCUUCUGCCUCGGCCAGCUGAGUAACGUUCACCGCACAGAUGCCAGUGAGAGAGCUAGGUUACACAUAGGUAAAGGCGUGCAGCUGGAGUGUCGUGGGGAGGGGGAUGUGUGGAUGCGCUGUAUGAGCGACCACGCUGUGUUUGUGCAGAGCUACUACCUCGACAGAGAGGCAGGCCGAGCACCUGGUGAUGCGGUGCACAAAAUCUAUCCUGGAGCCUAUAUCAAGGUGUUUGACCUGCGACAGUGCCACAGACAGAUGCAGCAGCAGGCAGCAACGGCUCAGGCUGCAGCUGCUGCACAGGCAGCUGCUGUGGCUGGAAACAUUCCUGGUCCAGGCAGUGUUGGAGGCAUUGCACCUGCAGUUAGUCUGUCUGCAGCAGCGGGGAUCGGUGUGGACGAUCUCCGGCGACUGUGUAUCCUGCGACUCAGCUUUGUGAAAGGCUGGGGGCCUGACUACCCUCGCCAGAGCAUCAAACACACCCCCUGCUGGGUGGAAGUCCACCUGCACCGUGCUCUGCAACUUCUGGAUGAGGUGUUGCACACUAUGCCAUUGGCAGACCCAGGGCCUGCUAACUAAAGACCAAGACAGCGUUCAAAUUCCAAUCAGGAUUCUCUAAAUGUGCGCACACAGACAAACUAUCGGAUUAUUUUCUUCAGGCCAAAUAUGCUAUAUGUCUUGAUACACACAAGUUAUUUAAUCAGAAACACACAGAAGACAAAAACGACCAACAACACAUUAUGCUUGUAACAAUCAAUGCACACAUCAUUCAUGCUGUCUCACAGACACACACACACAUGCACAAACACACUGAAACCAAAUGGUCUGUAGCUGCAACACAGACAUACAAGUGUGAUAUCUUUGGGAUUUUUCUAAUGCUUUACUCUACAAUCUAAAGUCAAGUGCAAAGUAGUUAAAUCUGUGAAGGUUAAGAUUUUGAGUUUGUCUUCUGACCAGUGUGUCUCUGGACUGAAGACAGUGCACUGUACAAAUGCAGGGAUGCGUUUCAGAAAUCCAGUUUACCAAUAUGCAUUUUGGAUUUCUACUAAUUGUAGGAGUGUUCUGCACAUGCACUCAUGGAAUAGAUAAACAUGUAGAACUUAUGUAUUCCAGGAGGCGUCAACACUCCAGGACAGAUAAAUGCAUACCUCUGCAAAAGAAAAAGUCUAAGUGAUCCAAACAGUGUUUAAAUUCUCUUCAUGUCUUACUAACAGCAGAAAUGAUCUAGAAGUAUGUCUUAGGAAGCCAGUGUUAAGUCAACUGUGUGCUUGUACUGCGUUCUUCACUAUGUCCAUCUCAACUCAAACUGUUAGCCCUCUUAUUAUGCUCAGCUCGGACUAUAUUAUUUUUGUACCAAAAGUCUAAAAAGCCAAAAAUAUUUAGCUUUACAGUAGUGUUGUUGUUUUCCAGUGCUACCCUGUAUGUAACCAAAUGCUUGGUGGAAAUCACCAAAGCCAGAAUACCUCAUUACUACAGUGCAAAGUCACAGUUUAGUUUUCCACUUUUGGUCAACAUUGACAGACUGAGCUCAGGUCUGCAGUCAGUCUGAGAGGGUAUGUGAUGUCAGACACUGACUGUAAUCUGUAAAAUAUGUUACUCUAAAGAUUGACAGCGGAGUGGACUUGUCAAAGAAGUUCCUGGGUACUUCUGGUACAGACUCGAGCCUGUGCAUGUGACACCAGUGCCUUUCUGUUCUCUGGUCUGAUCUGUUUGGAUAAUUUCCUGCAGACAUGUCACUAGCAGUUCAUCUUAAAAGGGAAUUCCACUAUUUUUCAACCUAGGCCCUUUGUUGAUAAAUGUGGGUUUGUAAAUGAAUGGUACUUAAAAAUAAAAUUGGAAAUUAGUCCAGUAGUGUGCCUCCAUUGGCAGCCACAACUUGAAAUUGGCUACAAUCUAAACUUGUGGUGCAAAUGCGUCCAUAAAUUUUCACAAAUAAAAUGCUCAAAUUGUUGAGUCUAGCAACAUAACACUGCAGCUUGACCCUUGGCAGAUAAGAUACGAUACAAUACAUUUAUUAAUCCCAAACACAGUCACACUACAUGCAAGUGAGGGGAAUUUGUCCACCGCCUCCCCCAGAAGUAAUGAGAUUAAAUGAAAAUUCCUGUUAAAUUUCAUGAGGUGUUGUACACUUCGAAGGGCACAUUGACUCUCCUGAGGUAGACACCAGACCUGACAGUUUAAUCAAUGUCAAAUAUCUCAUUUAAACUCAAAUCCAUACUGUACAACAGUGGCAACAUGGACUGUUGAUCUAGAUCCAGAGGUGAAGAAAUGAUUGGUGAGAUGACUCAUGUAGUUUGGAUCUGUCAGGAAACUGAGACAUUAAUCAUCCAAUGCCACUGCAUGGCAAGGAACAGCCAUUAACACAUGCAUAUUUGUGAUUUGUGCCUUUUGUUGACGUAGAUGCACCAACACUGGAUUGUAAGAAGAUUGAUGUUGCACAUUGUGAUUUGGUUUUCAGCUGUUCAGAAUCUAUGAUGAUAUUCUGUAGUCCCCUCAGGUAUCUGUAGCUCAUCAAACUGGUUUUACCUGAGUAGUUUUGUUAAUUGCCUUAGUCUUUAGUGAGUGUAGAGAUAUGAUAUGGCUCUAUCUUAAUCUUAGCAUGAACGCCACCACUAGAUGUCAUGGUUAUCUGCGCCCUCUGCCCAUAUUCAGGGAUAAUGGUUAAGCAGGCUUGCUCACAUAAGGAGCAAAUUUAUCAUUAUCGUCAUCUUCAUUGUCCUGGUCUCUCUAUAAUCAAUUCACCCGUUCUGUUUGUGCAUCACAUUUUAUUUUAAUGACCAACGUUAGCAACUUUAUCACACAACUGCAGAUUUAAAUUCUGUUUAUGAACAUGACCUGGUUUGAAAAUCCACCCUGAGUAAUCUGAUCAGUGGUCAGCCCUAAAUACAUGUCUGAAUGCACCCAAAUGCUUCCUCAAUGGGUCCUGAGAUCCAAUCAGUCAGACCACAUUCAGGGGCUUUUAUUGCUGUAUGAACACAAAUGUAUUCAAGGCCACAUAUGAAGGACCACCUACUCAGCGGAUGUCUUCUGACCCACUACAAUUUUACAAUUGAAUUGAUUGUAUUUUUAUGCUUCUCAGAGCUCAUACAUUGGUAUGUGUUUUGGGCCACCGCCACAGAUUGAACACUGAUUACCAUGAAAUGAGUUAUGUCUGUUUCUCAAAUAGGAAAAAUCUCAGUAGAUAUAUGCACUGCACCGAUUCGUUCAGCCCCUCCCAACUCUUUGUCAUCAUCAUCAGACAAAUCUGUAUACUCAGACAGGGUUAAAUCAUUAUUUAUAGGAUGCAUUUUAAUGCCAGGUGUGAACAGACAAACUUGAAGCUGUAGAUGUGUGAUUGGAUCCGGCCUAAACUGAAUUAGCAGUUUUAAGAGAAGGAGUUGCAAAUCCUAGCUUUUUGUAGGAGAGCUCCUCUGCUUUUCCCCUGUGAGCUGUAGGACUGAUCGUGCUUCUGUCUCAGUUCUAAGGGAAAUAGGAAAGGCUUAAUAAGACCCACACGUACACGUAUUCAUAGAUUAUUGGGCACUUCAUUCUACAUAUAGGUUGGAUUCAUUGCUUGCCUGUAAACGGAGGUCCCAUUUUUGCAUAUUCAGCUGAGCUGUUUUGCACUGACUGAGGACUAUAUUGCAUUAGCAUCAAAUAACAAAUAAUUAUGUAUUAACCGAACACUUUGUGAAGACUACACAAAAGGUUCUACUCUCUUGAGAUAUGUAUUGUCCUGUCUGUGGUUUGCUUCCUGCUCCCCACCAAGCAGGAUUGCAUGUGUUUCUGCAGGGGAGGGUUUCCCUUUAGGACUUUACACACCUAACACUGGUCUUUUAAUGCGAUUAAUUCUCGCCUCUCAUUUUUUCCUCUAAAAAAGUACCUUUUUCCCUUUAUUCUUUGCAUCAUGAUUAAUAAUAAAAUACAUGAACCAAACUGUUCAAGUAGCAUAGGCUACACAACUACUGACCUCAGACAGCAUUCUGAGGUCAGUGAGAUCCUGGUCCUCUGCCUCCUUAGAUAAGGCUCUAAUAUCCUCAGCAGGUCUUCAGACAUCCUAAAAUAUUAUCUUGUAUGGAGCAGUAAAGUGGUAAAUCUAAAUUUCCUUCAUGGAGUGAGGAGGAUGACAAGAUCUUCAUCAUUGGAUGACUGAAGUAUGAGGUUGUGCAAAUCUAUUUUAAACUUAUUUGAAAGAGUUUCACAUUUGCAUCACUGCAAGUAUGAAUAGUUGUGAUAAAAAGCACUUGUAGGGCACUUGUAGGGGAGAAUUUUUAUUUAUUCAUCACAUCCUUGGUGUCUGAAGACCUUUACAAAAACAAAAGCUGGUCUUGGCUCAAGUGCAUUUGGAGCACAUCUGGAAAUGUUCUAGAAGAUGUUUCAAUCAAUCAAUCAAGCAACUAUUCACAAAUCUCAAUUGGUCUCAUAGUGCUUAACCCUGAGAGUGAGGAAAAACUACCCCAAAAACCAAAGGAAUUUUUAAAUCUUCAGUCAAUGACUGACCUUUUUUCUUUCUUAACAAUUAUUGCUUUCAUCAGUCGUCGAUUGAGUUUGCAGAAAAAUAAAAUAUAGAAGUAAUCAAAAGGUCAGAAAAGCGCCAGUAGGUGAAGCAUUUAUGUGCAGGUUACUGUAGGUUAUUAAUGUUAUGUUGGCAUUCACUAAGUCAGGACUAAACUUUAAGGCUCAAGUUCUGAAAGUGACUUGUUUCUCCAGCCUUGUAUGUAAGCACAGUAAUGAUGAAUGUAAGAGGGACCACAGAUUUCUUGACCACAACCUUUAUAUCUGCUCUCAGCAGCUAUGCUCAGUCUACAGCACCCAUCCUCACCAGAGACUGUAGACGCCCUAACCAUUACACAGAGCUUGUCUAUUAAGUGUGAAUUGUAGUGGGUUUGUGCAUCAGUACAGGGGGCUGUUUCUCUCAGUGUUUAUGUCUUGCAUUUGAUUUGCUUGGGAGAAGAUGAAUGUUUAAAACAGAAUGCACAGAGAGAUGCAACAGCUUUAGAAAUCGGUUUAGGUUAAAUAUUCUAAUAUUUAAUUCAUGCAUUUUUUUAUCUCAGUAUAAAUGUUCUGGAAACAUUUCUGGAUUUCAUCCCAAACCAAAACCAAUGAUGAUGCAUUUAUCAUUCCAGACAGUUUUUGAAUGUGAGACGAUUGGAUCAACACACACCAUACCAUUUAAGUGACAUUACAUGGGUUUAUCUGGACACUUAAAAAGGACUGAAAAAUAGGUAGUAAAGAACUGAAUUUGGCUACAUUAGAAUAUUGUUAUUAUUAUUUUGGAGUUAUUUCGUUGUAAACACGUGCUGCUCUUGUAAUGUUGACUGGAUAUUAAAGAAAAUAUUCAAACGUCA
Messenger RNA from Limanda limanda (common dab), 6836 nucleotides. It is a transcript of the gene smad10a, whose product is annotated as SMAD family member 10a. NCBI's taxonomy places the organism in Eukaryota, Metazoa, Chordata, Actinopteri, Pleuronectiformes, Pleuronectidae. The record is from RefSeq and is a predicted model, not a curated record. The transcript is spliced from 13 exons. Gene Ontology annotation, biological process: anatomical structure morphogenesis; cell differentiation; regulation of transcription by RNA polymerase II. Gene Ontology annotation, cellular component: heteromeric SMAD protein complex. Gene Ontology annotation, molecular function: I-SMAD binding; RNA polymerase II cis-regulatory region sequence-specific DNA binding; DNA-binding transcription factor activity, RNA polymerase II-specific. Bases 235 to 2088 code for a protein of 617 amino acids.